CGUUAUCCUCAUCUGCAGCUUCACCACCACCUGCUCGCGCCUCCUCCUAGCCCCAUCCCCAGUAUGGCCGCCCUCCGCCCUGGCCCCCGUGCCGCCAUCGGCGACAUCCGAUCGGUCGCCGUCUGCCGCGGCUCCUGCCGGCCCUCGUACCUCCCUUCCCGGAGCUGGCAGCAGGGAUAUGUGUCGAAUCGUAAAUCCAAAUGCAUCUCCAAAAAGCUGCUUACUACAAUUACUGGUGCAAAACCUGAUGAAUCUGAAUUUGAUAGCGUUGAUGCACCACUUGAGCCCCAAACAUGGGAAGGGAGCUUCUUGUGUGGCUUGUUGAAGAGCCAGCCUCACAUUUUUGUAGUUGCUGCAGCAAAGCAACUUCAACAAAUGUCUAUUGAAAGGAAAGACACUCUGACCCGCUGGGAACAUAGUAUCGGCUCUUCGGAGGACUGUCUUCACAGGAGGAUCGCCAAAAUGAAGGAGCAUGAGUGCAGGACUGCUAUUGAGGAUGUCAUGUACGUGUUGAUUGUUCAUAAAUAUUUCAAGAUUGAAGUUCCAAUGGUUCCGAAUCUAUCAAAACUCAUCAGUAAUAGAAGAUUACGUAUAUGGCCACCAAGGGAGGCAGAUCUUGAAUCCAUUCAUGGACCUGAGGAGUUAGGUCUAAUUAGGGAGCACUUGACCAACAUUAUCAGAUGGGUGCACAGGAAUGGUCCCAAGAUUAAUCUCUCAACACUUCGGGUCAAAAGACUGCAAUUAGGUCGGAUCUAUUCUGCUUCAGUAAUGUAUGGAUACUUCCUCAAAUCUGUCACUGUAAGGCAUCGUUUGGAGCUCACUCUUGCUCGGCCACAAGAAUUUUUACAACCAAUUCAGUUUCUCAACGCACAACUUGCAACCACCCAGAAACAAGAAGAGAAAGAGGCCGUUUGCAGUUCUGCACAAUUAUUGUCUUCUUCAAAACCAAGUUCUGUUGUUGAUCUUCACGACCUGAAAAGUUACAUAAUGGGCUUUGACCCAAAGACCUUGGAGUUAUGUGCGAAGCUGCGCUCAAGCGAAGCUUCUAAUCUUAUCGAGAAGCACAGCCAGGCACUUUUCGGAGAAAAUGUAGGUUCCACGGAGAAUGAUGAGGCGGUAAUACUUGAUCCGGCGUCCCUGAAAAGAUUGCUGCUUGAAGCCAUUGCAUUUGGUUCCUUCCUUUGGGAUGUUGAAGAUUAUGUUGAUGAGAUAUUCAAGUUUCAGGAUAGUUGAAAAUGUGAUUUCCAGAAGAUUCCUGAAGUCUUGUAUAUAAAGCAAGCUGAAAGAAGAGUUUGCAGAAACUUACUGUGUAUACUUUAGGAAAUUAGCCUUAUUUUGUGCAUGUAUAUCUUUACCCCCAGAUUGCUUCCGUUCUUAGUGAGCCUGGGUUCUUACACA
This is a messenger RNA of Lolium perenne, 1398 nucleotides long. RefSeq names its product UV-B-induced protein At3g17800, chloroplastic. NCBI's taxonomy places the organism in Eukaryota, Viridiplantae, Streptophyta, Magnoliopsida, Poales, Poaceae. The record is from RefSeq and is a predicted model, not a curated record.